AUAUUCACCAUUCAAAAGGAUCAUGAAUUCAUGGUGUGCUUCUGCUAUUAAUCAGUUCGUGAUGAUUACCUGUAAUGGAGUCGGAGAGGCGGAUGCUCGGCAGAGGGUUUUGGUGGUGGCGGGAUUCAGGAAUGGAGGCGGAAGCUCGGCUCGGCAGAGGGUUUUGGUGGUGGCGGGGCGGCCGUCGCCAGGCGGAUUGGGGGUCGGGAGUUGGGAUGGGAAGUGGAGAUGAGGAGUGGCGGAGAGAUUGGCGUGGCGGCGGCGAUGGGAAGUGGGACUGGGAAAUGAGAAAUGUCUCUGGGAAGAAGAGGGAAGGAAGUGGGCUGGCGGGAUUCAGGAAUGGAGGCGGAAGCUCGCCUCAGCAGAGGGUUUUGGUGGUGGCGGGGCGGCCGUCGCCAGGCAGAUUGGGAGUCGCCGAGUCGGGAGUUUGAUGGGAAGUGGAGAUGAGGAGUGGUGGAGAGAUUGGCGUGGCGGCGGCGAUGGGAAGUGGGACUGGGAAAUGAGAAUCGUCUCUGGGAAGAAGAGGGAAGGAAGUGGGCUGGGAGUGGGAGGUCGCAUUCGACUUGGUAAUUUGGGGGUAGGGUUAGACAGAGAUGUAUGUCCGGGUACCCACGGGUCGGGUUCCCCCAAACCCGAACCCGCCCCAACCCGCCCAACCAGCCACCGAGUUUAAACCCGAACCCGGCCCGAACCCGGUCAACACGGAUUUUACCCGGUUUGACCGGGUUGGGUCGGGUACCCGCGGGUCCGGGUUGAACUGCCAUCCCUAGCUGGGAGUGGGAGGUCGCAUUCGACUUGGUAAUUUGGGGGUAGGGUUAGACAGAUGUAUGUCCGGGUACCCACGGGUCGGGUUCCCCCAAACCCGAACCCGCCCCAACCCGCCCAACCAGCCACCGGGUUUAAACCCGAACCCGGCCCGAACUCGGUCAACACGGAUAUUACCCGGUUUGACCGGGUUGGGUCGGGUCGGGUACCCGCGGGUCCGGGUUGAACUGCCAUCCCUAUUCUUGUUUCUUUUCCCCCUUAAAGAUGAAGGUUCACGUUUCAUGUUAUAUAGGCAUGAUCGAUCUAUCAUCUUUCAACAACUUGAAUUUUCACCUAAUUUUAUAGUAUUUAACGACAAACAAAAUUUGUGUUCGAAUUUACGUGACUUUUCAAUAUUAGCAAUCAAUUUAAUUAAGAUCUAUUCAAAUCUUUCUUAACAAUUUAAAUUAUUGAAAUAAAUUGAAUCUCGACAGAAGGCAAAUCCCCUUCUAGAAAACUUCAACUUCUUACUACAGAUCAUCACACAAACAACCAAAUAUAUCUAGUGGUGCAUGAUAGAGAAUCCUGGAGUGUCAGUUUAUGAUAAGAAGUAGUCGUGCUCUUUUUUUCUUCCCCAUUGGAAGGUCCUAAUCAAUCGAUCGAUCGAUCUUGAUAAAGAAGACAAGGUCUACUCACUUCCAAUAAUUUUGGUCACAGUCGUCUUUCUAUGCUUCUGAUAAUGGCAUCGGUUCCUUUCAAUUAUUAUUAUAGUGUUAGUUAGACCCACAAAAUUUGUGUUCCUUGUUCCAUCUGUAAGCCUGAAAGUUAAGGCAACAUGUAAGAGAGACAGACGUCGUCGUUUCUACCCAAGAAGAACAAUAGUAAAGUGUUGAUAUUUAGUUGUUACGUACGGUGGUAAUUAUUUUAAUAGAUAGUAUUUGAAUAAUUUAGUUUGAUUGAUUUGGAUAAUUAGUUUGGUUUGAUUAAAAAUUUUAACUUGGUUAGUUUGAUUCGCACACUACUUACCAAUCAAACCAAUUAAUCAAUACAUCUAAUAUAUUAUACGCCUCACACUUAAUAAAUUACGCAACCACUAAAGAGUAUAUUGUUCCUAACUUUUGAACCCAUACAAAAGUAAACCUCGCAAAUAUUCCUAUGUUUUAUUUAUUCUUAUAGAAUGUAGACAACAAAAUAGGAAUCCUAGUUAAGAUCAAGUGCAUACAAUAUUGUGUUUUAUGAAAACAUUAAAUAAAGGGGUUUUCAGUCUCUCAUAACUAUGAAGAGAUUAAGAUAAUUGUUUUGGAUGUAAGCAUUAAUUAAUGGGUUUUUUUCAGUCUCUCAUCACCUCGUACCGUUGUUAUAUAUUUUUGUUAGGUGACUACUAAUAAUUGAAAGAUAAUUUUUUUUUUUUGAUAAGGGUGAUGUAUGUUUUGUUUUUGUAGUUAGAUGCUACUAAAGAGAUUCGAAUCUAGCAAAAAUCUUAAGUUUCAUGACCAUUGAUAUUAUCACUGGACCAAAUCCUUAUAUGCUCUACAGGAUUUGGAAGAGUCGGAAUUGGAUGGUGUUUCAACCAUAUGCAGUAUGAUCUGCAAGUACAUAUUUGAGUGGUUGGCUUUACAGCGACUUGUACAGGGUCCACGGAUGGGAGAUGGAGGUGCACGAGGGGUGACUCAGGGUGGGCUUCCCGCGGUGCCUGUUGCUAUGUGGAUGGUGCGGUGGUGACAGUUUUUUAUUAGGGUUGGCUAUUUGGUCCGGGUUUUUUGGUUUUAUCCGAAAUCGGACCGUAUAAUCCGGAUCGAGACCGGAUAGUAAACAAUCCAAUCCAAUCUUUGGGCUUAGAUUUGAGGUAAAAAACCGUUUGGGACCGGAUCAAGGACCGGAUAAGAGAGCUCAACACCCAAAACUUAAGGGUAAUUUGCAUAAAUGGUCGCAAGCCUUUGCACUUAGUACAAAACUUAACCAACUCCUCACCCUUUCAGGCCUUAGGCCACUCAAAUCCCCACAAGCUCAAUAUAAAAUCAUGACCGAAUUGGGACCGGAUCGGGUCAAGACCGAACUGGAUCAAGACCGGACUGUAUCCAAUCCAAUCUUUGAUCCUUAUAUUUUCAAAAAGACUGGAUUGGAACGGAUCAAUUUGGGACAAUUUAACCGGAUCGGACCGUAUAGCCACCCCUAGUUCUUAUGGUGUAGGGGGAUUAGUAGUGCAGGCUGUUGAUGGUUCUAUUAUAUAUGUCGAGUGUUUUUUUUUCUUAUGCAGGAUUGCAGGAUCCGUUCUUGGUGGAGUUGGUGGCUUUUUGAGAUGUCAUUCAGUGGUGAUCCACGAAGAGAAUACCGAGGUCACAUUUCGUGGUGAUGCACAGAGAGUAUCAAUUAGGAGAUCGGAGAUGCCUGAGGCUUGGGGAGGGGCGGAGGGCGAAUUCUUGAAGACAUCAUAAAUCUACGACAACAAUAUUGUUGCUUUGAUAUUUCGUUUGUUGGCAGGCUAAACAACCGGGUGGCCCAUGAGGGAGCUAGGAAUCCUUUCGCUGUUUUUAGUGAUUGUAGAUAGUAUUGAUUUUAAACAGUGUGAAUAAUUGAUAAAUUUGCAUAAAUAAUGUAUGGCGAAUGCUGUGUCGAAUUUCUAUGUUGGAUUCACAGUGAGAAUGCCUCUUAUAUUUGAAUGGCAAUGCAAGAUAAAUAGUAUAUAGUAGGAAAAGGAAUUCAAAGUACAAUCGAAAUCUAUCUCUGGUUGAUCUGAUCCACUUCCCAUAUACAUAGGUACAUCAUUGCAAAUUGCAAUGCGCUAUUGGCUCGUCAGAGAAAUUGUUGAGUUGAUUUCAAUCCAAGUGCAAGUGGAAGAGUUAUUCACGAUAUUGCUUUAAAACUAUAUCACAGUUGAUUAUUGUAGUUUUUACCCCGUUUAAUUAUUUAUGUAUAGAAAAUAGGUGGUGGAACUUCAGUGCAAGUGGAAGAAAUUGUACACGAUAGUGCCCUAGCUAAAGCUAUAACACAAAUGAUAGUUGCAGUAAGACUUAGAGGUAUAAUAUGCCACUCUACUAUGACGUUUUAUCAAAUGUUUCGCUUUAUUAUUUCUUACAUCAAACAUGCCUCUAUACUUUGGGAAAAUUAUCAAACAUGCGCUUUUGUUAAAAUUUACAUUGAAAAAAUCAUCAAACAUGGUUGAACCGAGAUUUAGACAACCCGACAUCGACAAAUGAGAGAAACAAAUUCAGUUUUGUCCCCUGUUUUAUUUCCCCUAGGUCUCCUCAAAGUGAAAUUAUUAGAAUAUUUGGCUAUAUAAAAAAGAACCAAAAAAUUCUAAAGUGAAAUUAUUAGGGAUAUGUUAGACAUUUGUACAGCCCGAACCAAAAUUUGACCAUGAUUAAUGGUUUUUGGAUGAAAAUUUUAACAGAAUGUCAUGUUUGCUAAUUUUUCCAAAAUACAGGGGUAUAUUUGAUGUAAAAUAUAGUAAAGGAGCAUAUUUGAUAAAACAUCAUAGUAGAGUGGUAUAUUAUACGUAUAAUCCUUCUAGUAAUAAUGGGUGGGGUAUGUAUGUGUUUUUUUUACCAAGGAAAUUUGUUUAUCGAUUUCCUGUUGGGGGCAUGUUUUAUAUUACAUGCGGCAACAGAAGUCGCUUCAAGCCAAAAAAUUAUUAUGAAUUUUCGUCUUACAUUUUUUUUUGUCGGAAAAUAACAUUUAUUAUUUAAAUAUAUUUAGGUGUACUUUAAAUAUAAACAUCUCAAUUGGUUCACCGUACGGUGUUAAGAUUGAUCCUCAAAAGAGGGUAAAAAUUAUAUGAUGAGAUGAGUCUCCGUCAAUGAUAAAAUAGUUAGAAUCAUCAAGUAGAGAUUUAUUCAAUGCAUGUUCUGCCCAUUGUCAUUGUGAUAUGAGUGGUUUUUCCAACCGUACUAACUACUAAGUGAGAACAAAUAGUUGUGAAAAGAUAUUAAUAAGAAUAAAUUAUCAUUAUAUCUUACUUUGAUCCCCAUACUUAGCAAUGUGAUCAUAAAGUUAAAAAUAAAAUAAUGUAUUCUUAAAGCUUAGAAAACCAGCGAAAACACUCUAGUCUUUACUAACACAAAAGAGUAACAAAGUCACAUAGUGCAAGACAAUAAAAUGGAAGUGAAGUAAUCAUUGAUGAUGUUUCGUUGUCUAAUAGAUGUUGUGACAACUUAUUUGAAUGGAUCCAUUAUAUCUACAUGAAACUCCCUGAAUAAUUCACUUUGUCGAAAACUUUUCAAUUAAAUUGAACAUAUCAUUGUAUGGAUUGCAACAAUGUGGAAGAAUGUAUGUAUAAGAGAUCACCCUCUGUACCCAAAAUGAUUUGAUGGAGUGGUUUGACCAUACUUUCUAUUUGACAGUUAGUAAAGGAACUACAUCAAACAAUUUUAAGAGAAUUGUCGGAGUACACCUAUUGGUUGAAAUUGUAUUUUUCCUGUUUAAAUUAUAUAUUUUUCUUACGAUUUGUAUGUUUUCAACUCUAUAGUUAUAUAAUUGAAAAUAUAUAUAUUUAUGUAUGUCGGUUCUAAAAAACUAUUAUCUUGUGAUUAUCUUGUUCAUUUUUUACAUUGAAUUAUAGAUAUCUUAUUAUAUUAUAUUAAUAAAACGCUUAUGGGAUA
This is a messenger RNA of Linum trigynum, 5342 nucleotides long. NCBI's taxonomy places the organism in Eukaryota, Viridiplantae, Streptophyta, Magnoliopsida, Malpighiales, Linaceae. The record is from the annotation of a GenBank genome assembly.